CCCCACUCGCUCAGCUGAUCAGUGUUUACAAGAACGCUGUUGCGAUGGGAUCUGUUCGCUCCGCCUCGUCCUUCUUGCGAAGUGGUCUCUUUAAGAAAUAUUACGGAUCUCCUUUGGGUGCUUCAUGUCGUGUACUGAGACAGGUUCGAGGUUGUGCCUCGUUAUCGGACCGAUGGUUGAUUAAGUCUCCGUUCAAUGAUGUGGAGAUUCCCGAGAUUUCUUACCCGCAAUAUAUUUUCGACGCCGCCAAGAAGAACGAGCAUAAGACUGCUUGGAUAAAUGGAAUGACGGGCCAAAGCAUAACACAUGGAGAGUUCCAAACCCUCAGCAGAAACCUUGGCAGUGCCCUCACGAGACUGGGCAUGAAGCAAGGAGAUGUGCUGGGUAUUGUGUCGCCCAAUUGCCCAGAAUUCGCUAUAACAUUCUUCGGUGUGGCAUCAAUAGGUUGUAUUAAUACAACAGUCAACUGUACUUACACUGCAGUGGAAAUUGCCAAGCAGUUGGAAAACUCUAGAGCCUCAUUUGUUAUGACACACCCAUUUUUGUUAACGACCAUCCAAGAAGCCUGUAAGAUCUACAAAGGUGUGAAACAUAUCAUAGUGAAUGGUCCUGCCCAGGCUGGAACUCUCUCAUUGCAAGACCUCCUAAAAGAUGAUGGGACUGAAUUCCCAGAGGAUGUCAAGAUCAAUCCAAAAGAAGACUUAAUUGUGUUGCCAUAUUCCUCUGGAACUACAGGGGUCCCCAAAGGUGUAAUGUUAACACAUUACAAUCUUGUAGCUAAUCUACAGCAGAUUACACAUCCAUCUCUAAUGUCUGUAAAAGGAACUGUACAAGAUAUAUUUUUGGGAGUCCUACCAUUCUUCCACAUCUAUGGAAUGGUGCCAUGCAUGGGUUUGUCUCUUAUGACGGGUUCCUUGACAGUAACCCUGCCAAUGUUUGACCCAAAACUCUUUGUUGAGGCAAUUGAAAAGUACAAGGUUACGUAUCUUCACACAGUUCCACCUCUGGUUAGCUUCCUUACUCAAAGUCCUAUGGUAAAGCCAGAGCUCCUGGACAAUGUACAUACUAUGGUUUGUGGUGCUGCUCCUGUUGGUCCAGUUCUGAUCAGUGAAUUCAGGAAGAAAUUCACUGACAGGAUUCAGUUCCAGGAAGGUUAUGGGUUGACGGAGGCUGCACCAGUAACACAUCUAACACCUAUCAACAGGUAUUUACCAGGUUCAACAGGUCCAUCAAUCCCUAACACUUAUGCUAAGAUUGUUGACCUAGAAACAGGUAAAAUUAUUGGACCAAAUGAAGGAACUGGAGAGCUUUGUAUAAAAGGCCCACAGAUAAUGAAGGGCUACUUUUGCAAUGAGAAAGCUACAAAAGAGACCAUAGAUGAGGAGGGUUGGCUUCACACGGGAGACAUUGCAAAGAUGGACGAGGAUGAGAAUGUGUACAUCGUUGACAGACUGAAGGAGUUGAUCAAAGUCAAGGGGUUGCAGGUUGCACCAGCAGAACUAGAAGACCUGUUAAGAGACCAUCCAGACAUAAUUGAUGUAGCAGUCAUUGGUAUCCCAGAUGAAAGAGCAGGAGAAGUACCACGCGCUUAUGUAGUGCUGUCACAAAAUUCAACCAAGACAGAAGAAGAGAUUGCACAGUAUGUUGAAGAAAAUGUGGCACCUCAUAAAAGACUGGCAGGCGGUGUUAUUUUCAUCAAUGAGAUACCCAAGCUGGCAACAGGAAAAAUCCUUAGACGAAAACUAAAGGAAACAGCCCUUGAAGAGAUGAAGAUGGCAUCGUGAUCUGGGACUUAUUCUCUGUCUUCCAAACACUGAUAAAAAAGUACAAGGAGUUGUUUUUAGUUCUGGCUUUAAGCACUUUUUUUUCCAUUUAUUUUUUUAUGAAAUUGUAUUCCAUUCUGUACCAGUUGAUAGCACAAAAGUAUUCCAUUAUUUGCCAUCUCAUUAAUGUUAUGCAUUAACAGUUAUACUUUAAUGUUAUUUCCCUUUUAUGUUUUAACAGAGUUUAGUUUUGCAUCUGCAGCUCAUACUUUAAUAUUUCCUUUUAUGUUUUAACAGAUUUUAGUUUUGCAUCUGCAGCUCAAGAUGAUAUUAUUGACAUAUAUUAUUAACUUUACCAAACAAGAAAAUAUUUUUACAGUGAAACUGUAACACACUAAAAUUGAACUAACCAUUUUAAUGUUUAUUCCAUGUGUGUUAAUUUGUCACUACAUUUUGGCAGAUUGUUAUCAGUUGUUUGGUUUGUUUUAUUACUAUUUUUUAACUGAUUGUAUGAGUCUUAAGUUCUAAUGAUUUUAUCUUGGUAAAAGUUUAUGGAUAAUCUGGCUGUUGUUGUUUUUUUAACAUGAAAUAUUUUGGAAGAAAGUCUCUUAUGUCAGUUAUGAAUUGGAACAGUACCUUGUAUAUUUUAUAAAUGACUGCUCUUUGCAGUAUUAUAUGCCAAUUUUGUUGUUACUCUUCAUUUGGUGCUUGCAAUGACAGCUGAUGUUCCAUAUUUGGUAGAUUUAUAGAUUCUAUUUUUUUAGUGAAUAUAUGUAAAUUCGGUAAGGAAGUGUACUUUUAAUGCUAAACAAACAAUAAAUCUUGUAGAAGCUGUUUUCCUGUA
Penaeus indicus is the source of this 2607-nucleotide messenger RNA. RefSeq lists its product as uncharacterized. NCBI's taxonomy places the organism in Eukaryota, Metazoa, Arthropoda, Malacostraca, Decapoda, Penaeidae. The record is from RefSeq and is a predicted model, not a curated record. Gene Ontology annotation, molecular function: CoA-ligase activity. The transcript is spliced from 9 exons. The coding region runs from base 45 to 1784 and encodes 579 amino acids.